Messenger RNA from Hirsutella rhossiliensis, 381 nucleotides. RefSeq names its product ribosomal l22e protein family domain-containing protein. Gene Ontology annotation, cellular component: ribosome. NCBI's taxonomy places the organism in Eukaryota, Fungi, Ascomycota, Sordariomycetes, Hypocreales, Ophiocordycipitaceae. Gene Ontology annotation, biological process: cytoplasmic translation. The record is from RefSeq and is a predicted model, not a curated record. Bases 1 to 381 code for a protein of 126 amino acids. The transcript is spliced from 4 exons. Gene Ontology annotation, molecular function: structural constituent of ribosome; RNA binding.
AUGGCUCCCCAGGUCCAGCAGAAGAAAUCGGGCAAGGCCCAGAAGCAGGCCAAGAAGUUCAUCAUCAACGCUCAGCAGCCUGCGAGCGACAAGAUCUUCGACGUCUCGGCCUUUGAGAAGUUCCUCCAGGACCGCAUCAAGGUCGAGGGCCGCACCAACAACCUGGGCGACGACGUCGUCAUUCGCCAGGCCGGCGAGGGCAAGAUCGAGGUCACUGCCCACAACGACCUGUCCGGUCGCUACCUCAAGUACCUGACCAAGAAGUUCCUCAAGAAGCAGCAGCUUCGUGACUGGCUCCGCGUCGUCUCCACCUCGCGCGGCGUCUACGAGCUCAAGUUCUUCAACGUGGUCAACGACGAGGCCGAUGAGGAUGACGACUAA